GGCCUGGGAGUGCCCGCUCGGGAAUCUCGGCCGCCGUCUGGGGGCCGCGGCGGCGCGGCGCGCGUGCGCAGUGCGCAGGGGCCGUCGUGGACACCGCUCGGGCAGUCGGCGCCGGUGGGAGCGCGGCCGCGGCGGCGAGGGGCUCCGGGCGGAGGCCGCGGAGAGCUCGGCGUGAGGAGCGCGGCGUGCCGGGCGGCGGCGAGGCGGGGCCCGGGAGCGCCGGCGGAGGGAGCAGGAGGCGGCCGCGGUCCGCCGAGGGGCCGGCGGCGCUGUGUAAUGUUCAAGCCCAGAAAUGCCUUAUGUGGAUCGUCAGAAUCGCAUUUGUGGUUUCCUAGACAUCGAAGAAAAUGAAAACAGUGGUAAAUUUCUUCGAAGGUACUUCAUACUGGACACCAGAGAAGAUAGUUUUGUAUGGUACAUGGAUAACCCACAGAACCUCCCUUCCGGAUCAUCACGGGUUGGAGCCAUUAAACUUACCUACAUUUCAAAGGUGAGCGACGCAACCAAGCUGAGGCCGAAGGCGGAGUUCUGUUUUGUUAUGAACGCAGGGAUGAGGAAAUAUUUCCUACAAGCCAAUGAUCAGCAGGACCUAGUAGAAUGGGUCAAUGUGUUGAACAAAGCUAUAAAAAUUACAGUACCAAAGCAGUCAGACUCACAGCCUCAUUCUGAAAACCCGAGCCGCCCGGGGGACUGUGGGAAGAAGCAGGUGUCCUACAGAACUGACAUUGUGGGCGGGGUGCCCAUCAUCACGCCGACGCAGAAAGAAGAAGCCAACGACUGUGGCGAGAGCACUGACAGAAACCACCUGAAAAGGUCACCCAGCCAUCUCCCCUACUUCCCCCCGAAACCGCCCUCCGACAGCGCCGUCAUCAAAGCCGGGUAUUGUGUCAAACAGGGAGCCGUGAUGAAGAACUGGAAGAGGCGGUAUUUCCAACUGGACGAGAACACGAUCGGCUACUUCAAGUCCGAGCUGGAGAAGGAGCCUCUUCGUGUGAUCCCCCUGAAGGAGGUGCACAGAGUCCAGGAGUGCAAGCAGAGUGACAUAAUGAUGAGGGACAACCUCUUUGAAAUUGUAACGUCAUCUCGGACUUUCUAUGUGCAGGCCGACAGCCCCGAAGAGAUGCACAGCUGGAUCAAAGCCGUGUCCGGGGCCAUCGUGGCGCAGCGCGGGCCUGGCCGGUCGGCGUCUUCUAUGCGGCAGGCCAGGCGGCUGUCGAACCCUUGUAUUCAGAGGAGCAGCCCGGCGGCCCCGAGCCCCAGCCCGCGCCCCGCACCUCCACCGCGCAUCCCACCGCCGCUCGCAGCAGCUCUUUGGUCUCAAGCUUUACCCUGGAGAAGCGAGGAUUUUGUGAAUCUCUUACCAAGGUCAAGCCAGGGAGCCUCAAGGUCCAGACUGUCCCUCCAAGAGCACCAGCUUCCCAAGUGAGCGGACGCGCCCCGCCCACCCCUCCCGGCAGGAACGGCCCUCCGGAGGGGCAGCACGGCCCCGUGGACUUGGACUUGGACGACGCGAGCCUGCCUGUCAGUGACGUGUAAGCUGAAUGCUCGGCGGCCGCCAUGCCAGCCCCUCCCUCUCCUGAGGCUUCAGCCAAAGAUGACAGGGCGACAGGUCUCCACAGCCUGUCCCACGGCCUCGGAUGUGCUCCUCCUCAGCUGGUAAACCAGGGGCCUGGGCGUGGCGAGCGCAGUGGCGCCUUUUUAAAGGAAGGACAGAAGCGGAGCCUUGUCUCGGUGCUCCCAUGUGCCGUGCGGUCUCAGUGGGUGAGGAAAACGUGUGUGUGAUGUUCCGCCUAAUGAGCUUGAUCGUUACGUGUUUAUCCAUUUAAAACAUUAAAAAUGCUUAUCAGUUAUUUUGGUCGUUUAAAAAAAUUGCUACUAUGACUUCCUCUUAGACGAUGAAUAUUGACACAUUGUUACUGGUUAAUAUUAUUGAAUGGAAAUUGCCAGACAGAUACCUGAGCCCCGAUGUCUGGUGCUGUGAUCCGUCCCAGGAUGUGGGGGGUCUGACAGGACAGGCUUGGUGCCCUGGGUCUCACAGUGAGCGUGAUUCGCAGAGGGUGUUCCUGGGCUGUGGGCUGUACUGGGUGGAGAAAGGGGCAAAGUAGAUUUUAAAACCUGUCUAUUGGACAUUUGUUAAAAAAAGGUUAAAUAAGGCGGCAGUCGUCAUUGCUGUAUCAGUGGACAUUAUUUGGUGUGAAGUUUCUGGAGAUCCGGUUUUCCCAUGAAAGUUUGUACAAAGUUCUUACUUGUGUGUGGGGUCCGUCAGAGACCCAGGUUCAUAUGCAGAGACACCUCCCUCGCUCUGUGGUUGCCUGUCACUCAGCCUCGAUUCAAGUGCCUGCGCGCCAUCCCGUCACUGCUCAGUCCUGCCUGAUUGGUUUUACACGUCGUGUUGAGUAAGGUGUCAUUUUAUGUUAGAGAUACCGGAUGCUGAUGUGUAACUGCCUGUGCAAUAUUUAUGCUUCAAAACACAAAUGAGAGUCCACAUUGUCUUGGGGAGUCAUAAAUGAAAACAUGAGUAUCAGCACCUCUAAAAAGCCCUGCGUCCGAGGUGCUGAUAACAGACCAGUCGGAGCAAGUGCCGUUCUGCAGUUCAGUCUUAAACAUUUGCUUUCAGAAAAGACUCUUGAAUUCACAUGCUGCUAUUUUGUGAUGUUUCACCAUUUCACAGUACUGUUUUGUUUUGAAUUCAUACCUGUCCUCAUUUUCUAAGAUGAGUUCUUGUCUGAGAAAGAGGUCACUGUCCCCGACACUACUGCUCAGCGUCGCCUUAGCGCCCGGCGCGUGAGGAGCGCACCGCCAGCUUCUUACUCAUAAGCUAACGUCUUCAGUGUUUGUUUAGGGUUUUCCUUCUCCGCAGCUUCAUCUGGAAGUGAUGGGAGGAGAGGUGGGGAGUCUCUCUCACUUCUUAUUCAUUGUGCCGGCUCCUCCGAGGUCCCAAGCAGCCCGGGGGCUCGCGGGGAUGCCCGGGGGCUCGCGGGGACGGCGGGGCUGGGAGCCUCGGACGGGUCUUGGUACCGCUUCUGCAUCGCAUGUUUAUUUCACAUAUUUUGGUAAUUUGAUGUUUUCCACGGUGACAAAAUACUCUCUAUUUUGGGACUUUUAAUGGAACUACCCUUUGACUCAAUAGCAUAGGAAAACAUUCUUGUGAUUUUGGGGUCUUCUGAUAUUUAUCUCAAUACUUUUAUAAUAAUAUGAAAAUUAUUUAAUUAUUUUAAAACAUGCUUUCUUUGUAAACAUGUCACAUCUGAACAGUCAGAAAUUCCUUUGAACACCUUACUGUUUGCAGCAUUUUUCUGUACAUGUAACAUGCCUUCUUUCAGAAUGGGGACACGCGUGUGCCUCCCAGCAUUUACCUGUACACGCGUCUUUAUAAUCCUGUGGUGGGACACUGUAACAACGAGAAUAAACCGCUCAGAACUAA
This is a messenger RNA of Myotis myotis, 3424 nucleotides long. It is a transcript of the gene PLEKHA1, whose product is annotated as pleckstrin homology domain containing A1. The coding region runs from base 293 to 1426 and encodes 377 amino acids. The transcript is spliced from 13 exons. NCBI's taxonomy places the organism in Eukaryota, Metazoa, Chordata, Mammalia, Chiroptera, Vespertilionidae. Gene Ontology annotation, molecular function: PDZ domain binding. The record is from RefSeq and is a predicted model, not a curated record. Gene Ontology annotation, cellular component: cytoplasm; membrane.